Molecule: messenger RNA, 4969 nt
Organism: Arabidopsis thaliana (thale cress)
Lineage: Eukaryota; Viridiplantae; Streptophyta; Magnoliopsida; Brassicales; Brassicaceae
Gene: ABCC7
Product: multidrug resistance-associated protein 7
Exons: 9
Coding region: 358-4839 (1493 amino acids)
Biological process (GO): xenobiotic transport; transmembrane transport
Cellular component (GO): membrane
Molecular function (GO): ABC-type transporter activity; ABC-type xenobiotic transporter activity; ATP hydrolysis activity
Source: RefSeq, marked reviewed
AACUAGAACUCUACCUAUUCUUCUGUAAGUGUCAUCUGUUUCUGUUAAAACUUGUUGUAGAAAAAGUGGUGGGGUUAGAUAGGAGUGGUAUUUUCCAUGAAAUCGUCUCGAUCUUUUUGGAUUGUUGCGGAGAAACUUUUUAAAAUAUUAUGUUUUCUCAAAGAAAUUUCAUUUGAAUUUCUGGGAAUUGAGGUUUGAAGCAUUAAAAAAGCUAAGGGAAGACGUUGAGACGUCAAGGAAUUAUAAAUUAUUCCCCACUCAAGAGUUUGUCUUCGAAAUAAUAUAUUUAUUGACGACUUCUCUAUAUAUACUGUCCAUCGUGAUAGUCUUGAACAAUAUUCUCGUAUCCAUUGCCUAAUGAAACAGAGUUACGCGAUGGACAAUCCUAUCGUUUUUUUCCUCCUUGAGUCCAAUUAUUUUCCAAUGUUCUCCAUUUUCUUUAAUCUUCUUUUGUUGCUAGUUAUGUUUGGUUCCUGUGUUUACAAGAAAAGGUUGGGUUGGGAAAAUAGUGAUGCUUUCACGAAUGAGAGGUUUAAGGAUAUGUCUUUAACAUACAAUAAACUGGUCGUUAUAUGUUGUGAGACUUUGUCUGCCUUGAAUUCUGUGUUGUUGCUGUUAAGUUGCUUCAACCUGCAUAAAAAUGGUUGGGAUCGCAGCGAACUGAUGAUUCUCUUAGAUCUUUUAUUUACAGCCCUUUCUUGGGGUGCCAUCUCUUUCUACAUACGUAGUCAAUUUACCUAUUCUCAUGAUCAAAAGUUUCCUAUUUUGCUUAGAGUCUGGUGGGUUUUGUAUUUUAUGUUUUCUUGCUACCGUCUUUUGGUAGACAUUGCUCUAUACAAGAAGCAAGAACUGGUGUCAGUUCACCUUUUAUUGUCUGAUGUACUGGCCGUAAGCGUGGGGUUGUUUCUCUGCUAUUCAUGUUUGCAGAAGCAAGGACAAGGUGAAAGGAUCAACUUAUUACUCGAAGAACCCCUCUUGAAUGGAGCUGAAUCUAGUGCGGCUACUAGUGUGCAGUUGGAUAAGGCCGAAGAUGAUGAGGUUGUUACACCUUUUUCGAACGCUGGGUUUCUAAGCCAUGUGAGUUUCUCUUGGAUGAGUCCUUUAAUUGUCUUAGGAAACGAGAAAAUUAUAGACAGCGAGGAUGUUCCUCAAGUUGACAAUAGUGACAGAGCCGAGAAACUAUUUUGGAUAUUUAGGAGUAAGCUUGAAUGGGACGAUGGUGAAAGAAGGAUCACCACGUAUAAGCUUAUUAAGGCACUCUUCUUUUCAGUGUGGCGAGAUAUUCUAUUGUCAACUCUGUUUGCUUUUGUCUAUACAGUGUCUUGCUACGUUGCACCGUAUCUCAUGGAUACUUUCGUUCAGUACCUGAACGGUCAACGACAGUAUUCAAAUCAAGGGGUUGUUUUAGUGACAACUUUUUUUGUUGCUAAGCUUGUAGAAUGCCAAGCGCGGAGGAAUUGGUAUUUCAGGUUGCAGAAAGCUGGGAUUGGAAUGAGAUCAGUCCUGGUUUCAAUGAUCUACGAAAAGGGCUUGACCCUUCCCUGUUAUUCAAAGCAAGGACACACCAGUGGUGAGAUCAUAAAUCUCAUGACAGUAGAUGCUGAGAGAAUCAGUGCUUUUAGUUGGUAUAUGCAUGAUCCAUGGAUACUUGUCUUACAAAUCAGUUUAGCGUUAUUGAUCUUGUACAGAAGCCUUGGGCUAGGAUCAAUUGCAGCUUUUGCUGCAACGUUUUUAGUUAUGCUGGGAAAUAUUCCCUUGGCAAAGUUGGAAGAGAAGUUUCAGGGAAAUUUAAUGGAGUCUAAAGAUAACAGGAUGAAGAAAACAUCGGAGGCCUUACUGAACAUGAGGAUUCUUAAACUUCAAGGAUGGGAGAUGAAGUUCCUUCAUAAGAUUCUUGACCUUAGAGGCAUUGAAGCAGGCUGGCUUAAGAAAUUCGUGUAUAACUCUGCGGCUAUCAGCUCUGUUCUCUGGGCUGCACCUUCGUUCGUUUCUGCAACAGCUUUUGGAGCUUGUAUGCUUCUGAAGAUUCCUCUUGAAUCGGGAAAGAUAAUAGCUGCUCUUGCAACUUUUCGAAUUCUGCAAACUCCGAUAUACAAACUUCCUGAUACGAUCUCCAUGAUUGUUCAGACAAAGGUAUCUCUUGAUAGGAUUGCAACUUUUCUUUGCCUUGAUGAUUUGCAGCAAGAUGGUAUGGAGAGACUUCCUAGUGGAAGUUCAAAAAUGGAUGUGGAAGUCAGCAAUGGUGCUUUCUCUUGGGAUGACUCUUCACCCAUCCCGACGCUGAAAGACAUAAGGUUCAAAAUCCCUCAUGGGAUGAACAUCGCUAUAUGUGGUACUGUUGGUUCAGGGAAAUCAAGCUUACUCUCGUCCAUACUAGGUGAAGUUCCCAAAAUAUCUGGAAAUCUUAAGGUUUGUGGAAGAAAGGCAUACAUUGCACAGUCGCCUUGGAUCCAGAGUGGCAAAGUCGAAGAGAACAUUCUGUUUGGUAAGCCCAUGCAAAGAGAAUGGUACCAAAGGGUGCUUGAAGCGUGUUCUUUGAAUAAGGACUUGGAGGUAUUUCCGUUCCGUGAUCAGACAGUUAUUGGAGAAAGGGGUAUCAAUCUUAGCGGUGGACAGAAGCAACGGAUACAGAUUGCACGUGCUCUUUACCAAGACGCAGAUAUCUAUCUGUUUGAUGACCCUUUUAGUGCAGUAGACGCUCAUACUGGAUCACAUCUCUUCAAGGAAGUCCUGCUGGGGCUUCUGAGAAACAAGACAGUCAUAUAUGUCACUCAUCAACUUGAAUUCCUGCCUGAAGCUGAUCUUAUACUGGUCAUGAAAGAUGGGAGGAUCACGCAAGCAGGGAAGUACAAUGAAAUUCUUGAAUCAGGAACAGAUUUCAUGGAACUUGUAGGAGCUCACACUGAUGCCUUAGCUGCAGUUGAUUCAUAUGAAAAAGGAUCUGCUUCAGCACAAUCAACAACAAGCAAAGAAAGCAAAGUUUCCAACGAUGAAGAAAAACAAGAGGAAGAUUUGCCUAGCCCGAAAGGACAACUAGUUCAAGAAGAAGAGCGGGAGAAAGGCAAAGUUGGGUUCACUGUAUACCAAAAGUAUAUGAAAUUGGCGUAUGGAGGAGCACUUGUGCCUAUUAUAUUGGUUGUACAGAUUCUCUUUCAGGUUCUAAACAUCGGGAGCAACUAUUGGAUGGCUUGGGUAACUCCUGUUUCUAAGGAUGUGAAACCUCUAGUGAGUGGCUCUACAUUGAUUCUAGUCUAUGUAUUUCUAGCCACUGCGAGCUCCUUCUGUAUACUUGUCAGAGCAAUGCUGUCCGCGAUGACUGGUUUCAAGAUAGCUACUGAACUCUUCAAUCAAAUGCAUUUUCGCAUUUUUCGUGCCUCCAUGUCAUUCUUUGAUGCCACCCCAAUUGGCCGAAUUUUGAAUAGAGCUUCUACAGACCAAAGUGCCGUGGAUUUGAGAUUACCAAGUCAAUUUUCAAAUCUUGCAAUUGCUGCUGUAAACAUCUUGGGGAUUAUUGGAGUGAUGGGACAGGUUGCUUGGCAGGUCCUUAUCGUCUUCAUCCCUGUCAUCGCUGCAUGCACCUGGUAUCGGCAAUAUUACAUAUCUGCGGCUCGGGAACUAGCAAGAUUAUCUGGAAUAAGCAGAUCGCCUUUGGUGCAGCAUUUUUCUGAAACACUUUCAGGGAUAACAACUAUAAGGAGCUUUGAUCAAGAACCAAGAUUCCGCACUGAUAUCAUGAGACUUAACGAUUGUUAUUCUCGGCUGAGGUUCCAUGCCAUUUCUGCAAUGGAGUGGCUCUGCUUCCGUCUUGAUCUCUUAUCCACUGUGGCAUUUGCGCUUUCGCUUGUUAUCUUAGUUUCUGUGCCUGAAGGAGUCAUUAAUCCAAGCUUUGCAGGAUUGGCGGUUACAUAUGCACUCAAUCUAAAUAGCCUGCAAGCAACUUUAAUAUGGACACUUUGCGAUCUUGAGAACAAAAUGAUAUCCGUGGAGAGAAUGCUUCAAUACAUAGACAUCCCCAGUGAACCAUCUCUCGUUAUUGAAUCAACUAGGCCUGAGAAAUCUUGGCCCUGUCGCGGAGAGAUUACUAUCUGUAAUCUGCAAGUACGAUAUGGGCCACAUCUGCCUAUGGUGCUGCGUGGGCUGACAUGCACUUUUCGAGGAGGCCUGAAAACGGGAAUCGUUGGAAGAACAGGAUGUGGCAAAUCCACUCUAAUUCAAACCCUUUUUAGGAUUGUGGAACCUGCAGCUGGAGAAAUCAGGAUAGAUGGAAUAAACAUCUUGACCAUUGGGCUGCAUGACCUGCGUUCCAGACUAAGUAUCAUACCUCAAGAACCAACCAUGUUUGAAGGCACGGUUCGCAGUAACUUGGACCCUCUUGAGGAAUACGCUGAUGACCAAAUCUGGGAGGCACUCGACAAGUGUCAACUUGGGGAUGAAAUAAGGAAGAAAGAACUAAAGCUAGAUUCCCCUGUAAGUGAGAAUGGACAGAACUGGAGUGUUGGUCAGAGACAACUGGUGUGUCUUGGACGAGUCUUGCUAAAGAGAAGCAAAGUAUUGAUUCUUGAUGAAGCCACAGCUUCUGUAGAUACAGCGACUGAUACUCUGAUACAGGAAACACUGAGACAACAUUUCUCGGGCUGUACAGUAAUAACAAUCGCACACAGAAUAUCAUCUGUUAUAGACAGUGAUAUGGUACUGCUCCUAGACCAAGGGUUAAUAGAAGAACACGAUUCACCGGCGAGAUUGCUGGAAGACAAGUCCUCGUCAUUUUCAAAGCUUGUGGCAGAGUACACAGCAAGUUCGGAUUCAAGAUUCAAAAGAAGUUCAAUGAAAACAAACUAGUUAUAAUAAAAUUAAUAAUCUUGCCUUGUCGUGUUUGUUUCAGAAAGAAAACAGUAAUAAUUUGUAAGAAAUAGUAUUUGUUUGUUUUCUCUCUGAUGAGGAACGAAUUACAUUAUCAGUUUACAACACG